AUGUCGUGCCCCGCCGCCGUGCGCACUGCGUCCCAUCGCCGCCCGGCCAUCCUCUGCCUCGCCUGCCUCGCCGUCCGCUGCCUUGGCCGCGGACCACCACCACCUCGCCUGCGCGCCUCCGCCCGCCGCCACCUAGCGCUGCCGCCGCCCUUGCGCCUCGCCGCGCCGCCCUGCCCCGCCGUUCGCCGGUCGCCGCCGUCGCCGUCCAUGCUUGUCGGCCACCGCGCCUCCUCGUCUGCCGCCUCGCCGUCUCCUCCGCCGUCCCGCGGCUCCUCCUUGCCCUCGCCGGAGUUCCGCCUCGCCGGAGUCGUCACCGGAGUCAACUCCGGCCGGAUCUACCCCGGGUGGAUGAGAUCCACCGGGAGACGAACCAAACAACCUCGCAGCAUCCCGGAUCUCCUCGUCCCGCACAACCUCGUCCCGUUGACUUUUCGGAGGUGCUAUAAAUUGUUUACUGCUGUUAUCAGAUCAUGGUGA
Aegilops tauschii subsp. strangulata is the source of this 477-nucleotide messenger RNA. Lineage: Eukaryota; Viridiplantae; Streptophyta; Magnoliopsida; Poales; Poaceae. The record is from RefSeq and is a predicted model, not a curated record.